Carassius auratus (goldfish) is the source of this 1475-nucleotide messenger RNA. Its product is annotated as myogenin. The coding region runs from base 182 to 940 and encodes 252 amino acids. Gene Ontology annotation, molecular function: protein dimerization activity; RNA polymerase II cis-regulatory region sequence-specific DNA binding; DNA-binding transcription factor activity, RNA polymerase II-specific. The transcript has 3 exons. Gene Ontology annotation, biological process: positive regulation of myoblast differentiation; skeletal muscle cell differentiation; positive regulation of skeletal muscle fiber development. The record is from RefSeq and is a predicted model, not a curated record. Lineage: Eukaryota; Metazoa; Chordata; Actinopteri; Cypriniformes; Cyprinidae.
GGCAGAGAGUUUAAAUGCCACCACUGCAGUUGGUGCGGAGCAGUUGUCGUCCACAGAUCUUCUUCAGCACGAGCUCAGCUCCGGGGGGAAACACCCACACACUCUCGCAAGAACCGCGAAGGACCUAUAACACUUUCAGAGAAGACAGAGAAGAGCCGGUGGACUCUAGUUUCAGCAAGAUAUGGAGCUUUUUGAGACCAACCCAUACUUCUUCGCAGACCAGCGUUUUUACGAAGGUGGCGAUAACUUCUUCCAGUCCAGGGUGACUGGAGGCUUCGACCAAACAGGAUUUCAGGACCGAGGCUCCAUGUUGGGCUUGUGUGGAGACGGAAGGCUGCUGUCAAAUGGAGUUGGGUUGGAGGACAAACCGUCUCCAUCUUCUAGCCUCGGUCUGUCCAUGUCUCCUCAGGAGCAGCAGCACUGUCCGGGUCAGUGUCUGCCCUGGGCCUGCAAGGUGUGUAAGCGCAAGUCGGUGACCAUGGACAGACGGAAAGCCGCCACUAUGAGGGAAAAGAGGAGGCUGAAGAAAGUCAACGAGGCCUUUGAGGCUCUUAAGAGGAGCACGCUCAUGAAUCCCAACCAGAGGCUGCCUAAGGUGGAAAUCCUGCGCAGCGCCAUCCAGUACAUCGAGAGACUCCAGGCACUGGUCAGCUCUCUCAACCAGCAGGAACAUCAGCAGGGAAACCUGCAUUACAGGUCCACAGCUCCUCAAGGGGUGCCGUCCUCUAGCGAUCAGGGCUCUGGCAGCACCUGCUGUAGCAGUCCAGAGUGGAGCAGUGCGUCUGAGCACUGUGCCCCCACCUACAGCUCCACCCACGAGGAUCUCCUGAAUGACAACUCCUCAGAGCAAACCAACCUGAGGUCUCUGACGUCUAUUGUGGACAGCAUAACGGGAACAGAGGUGACUCCAGUCCCCUACUCAGUGGACAUAAGCAAAUAAAUGUGGAGGGUGACACAAAUGUCAUGCUCAGACCACCUUUCACUGACCAUAACAGCACUAUCUAUAACACCCAGGGUGAAUUAAGAACCUUUUAAAAGUCAUAAAAGCCUUGGGGGCUUAAUUUCCAGACAAACAUUGAGGUCCAUAGAUUAUAUUUCCAAAUGUUUCUCAUCUCUGUGGGAAUAAGAACGAAUUACAGAUCAGCCUAAUUCCUGCCGAAACAUACGACAUUCAGACAGGCGGAUUCAUAAUUUAAUAGUUUGUCCUUUUUCCCUCUCGAUUCCUUUAUUUUUCAUUCUGUUUGUGUGUGCUUUAUGCUUACCAACGAAAACAAAACAUUUUGUGGGUCCAAUGUUUUACUUCUGGCUUUGACCAAUUUCUGCUUAAUUUAAACUAGUUCCGAACGCCAGCCGUGUAAAUAUGUUCCUGUUUUCUACAGUGUGGUUUUGUUAUUUUAUUUUGUAUUUUUUCAGUGUGUUUGGAAUAAUUUAUUUGAUUUUUAUAAUAAAGAUUGACGUGUAUUUGUAUAUAUUCA